Zalophus californianus (California sea lion) is the source of this 4738-nucleotide messenger RNA. It is a transcript of the gene BANK1, whose product is annotated as B cell scaffold protein with ankyrin repeats 1. The transcript has 17 exons. The record is from RefSeq and is a predicted model, not a curated record. Bases 111 to 2450 code for a protein of 779 amino acids. Lineage: Eukaryota; Metazoa; Chordata; Mammalia; Carnivora; Otariidae. Gene Ontology annotation, biological process: signal transduction; negative regulation of phosphatidylinositol 3-kinase/protein kinase B signal transduction; B cell activation. Gene Ontology annotation, molecular function: signaling receptor binding; protein tyrosine kinase binding.
GCUCUGAAGAGGGGCGGUGGCGGAGAGGCGAGCUCGCGGAGCAGCUCCGGCAGCGUACUCCGAGGCUCCGCGGGCAUCUGUCCGCAGGCUGCCUGGCUUCGGCCGCUGCGAUGCGGCCGGCGGCGUCGGUGCGCACGGGCGGGAGCCGGGAGCGGGCCUCCGGCGGCCCAGCGCCCCCAGAAAAUACAAGAGACAUCAUAAUGAUAUAUGAAGAAGAUGCUGAGGAAUGGGCUCUGUACUUGACGGAAGUUUUUUUACAUGUUGUGAAAAGGGAAGCAGUCCUGUUAUAUCGCUUGGAGAAUUACUCUUUUUGGGAUUUGGAAUUGCUGAGCUUAAACUCUUACAAAUGUAAACUUUUGAUAUUAUCAAAUGGCCUGCUUAAAGACCUAACUCCAAGGAAAUGUCAGUUUCUGGAAAAGGUACUUCAUUCACCAGAAAGUGUGGUUACUCUGCUGUGUGGGGUGACGAGUUCAGAUCAGCUCUACAAAUUACUAAAUAUCGCUGGAGGCAAAUGGGAGAUGUCUACUGAGCAGGAGCCCCAAGAUUACAUCGCUGUAAUCGAGAGUAUCAUAUUCAGAGAUUCUGAAGACUACCUUGAGGUCAAUAUUCCAACAGACCUAGGAGUGGAACAUUCUGAGGAAACAAGUAAGAGAAAGGAAAUUGAAGAAUUAUCAAAAGCUUCAAGAGAUACCAUACCCCUGGCAAUGGUGCUUCCUACUGAAAUUCCAUGUGAGAAUCCUGGUGAAAUAUUUAUUAUUUUGAGAGAUGAAGUCAUUGGUGAUACUGUGGAGGUUGAAUUUACAUCAAAUAGUAAAUGUGUUAGGACACAGCCAACCUGUUGGAAUAAGACAGUCUGGCGGAUGAAAGCUUUAGAUUUUCCUGCUGGCUCUGUCAAUGUCCGCGUCUACUGCGAUGGAGUCAUUAAGGCCACAACAGAGAUGAAAUACUCUACAACAGCAAAGCCUAUGGAAAACCUACUGGGAGUGGCACGUCCAGGAGAUGGUGUGUGCCAGAAAGACAUUGAUGAACUUGAUGAUAUUCUUACAUCCAUAUUCAAACGUGAGAUACCAUAUUAUGAGUUUCGAUCAUUCCAACCUGAAAUCGAUCCUCAAAAAGAACACACUCAUUUCAAAGAACUCCCAACUCUUCUCCACUGUGCAGCAAAAUUUGGUUUAAAGAACUUGGCUAUUCAUUUGCUUCAAUGUUCAGGAGCAACCUGGGCAUCUAAGAUGAAAAAUUUCGAGGGUUCAGAUCCAACACAUAUUGCUGAAAGGCAUGGUCACAAAGAACUCAAGAAAAUCUUUGAAGACUUUUCAAUCCCAGAAGUUAGCAGAAAUGAUGAGCAAGAAAAUGACUAUGAAGAUGAUAGUACCUCACUACUUACAUAUUCUCCCACCACACAGAACCCAGCAUUUCAUCGCGCAAGCGGGCGGACAUCAUACAGGCGGCGUGCGGAAGGAGCUGAGGCCGAUGGACUGGCGAAGGAAGAAAAAGAGAAUGCAGGGGGCACAGAGGCCGAGCAGAGCCUAGCAGAGGUUGGCGGUGGGAAUUCUGUGAACGAGUAUGAUAAUGGCUUGUAUGUGUUCAUUCCUGGAGACAAUCCAGAACAUAAUUCACCAGAGCCACUCAUGAGCUGCAGACCCCCUCUCCCCCCGCCACGACCUGUGGCUGCUGCCUCCCAACUGGAAACACCGCCCUGCACGUUACAGGCAGGAAAAAUGGUGGAAGGCCAGACGGAAAGAAGUCAAAAUUGGCGUGAUCUCGGAGCAAGACAAGAAACAGGAGGUGACCCCAAAGAAGAAGAAAAGAAAGAAGAUGAAAAGGAGCAGGGGAAGGAGGAAGACCCAUACACGUUUGUUGAGACUGAAGACAGUGACUAUGACGUGAUACUGGCCAAUAUGAGUACAAAGAAAAAAUUGGGGAGUCGGUCUUUUAUUAUAAACAGACCUCCUGCCCCUACACCUCGACCCACAAAUAUCCCUCCAAAAGAGGAAACCACACCUUACAUAGCUCAAGUGUUUCAACAAAAGACAGCUGGAAGACAAUCUGAUGGUGACAGGUUCCAUGGUCCUAAGAGACAAGACAGAGCUCGGAUGGAAAGUCAAGCCUUUUCCACUGUGGACUGUCUUGCUGCUGGGCAGGAAGAACUCAUCCUCUUGCAGGAGAAGGUCAAAAAUGGGAAACUAUCUGUGGAUGAAGCCCUAGAGAAAUUUAAACAUUGGCAGAUGGGAAAGACUGAGCUGGAGAUGAUUCAGCAGGAAAAACUACGCCAACUACGAGAUUGCAUUAUUGGGAAAAGGCCAGAAGAAGAAAAUGUGUCUGAUAAACUCACCAUUGUGCACCAUCCAAAUGGUAAUGAAAGUGCCCGCAACGAAAAUAUGUUGUAUAACAUACCCUUCCGCAAUAAGCUUCCUACUCGACUCCAAGUUGAAAAGGAAUUUGGUUUCUGAUGCAGGAAAGAUUACUAAAGAAGACUGUGAGGCUGAGUGGAGUAGAGCACGCCUGACACCAGCGCUUAAGACAGAGUCUUAUCUACUAGAUGCGGUGGUCCCCAGAGAAGACUCAAGACAGCCUUCUGACCCAUCCUAUUCACCUUGGAAUUAGACGCUACGGUUUUCUUAAGACUAAGGGCCAUUACAGGUUUUAUGAAGAAACAAUACACAGCUGGGAAUAAGCUCUUCUUGAAAUGAUGCUAGUUACCUGGCGGGCGCUGAGCACCAUAGUUUGAUGUCCCCCAAGGAAAGGGCAUGACAUUAUCAAUGUUACCAGAAAAGUAGGCACUAAUCAUUUGGUGCAUUUUUACAUCUUUGUUUUCCACAGAGAGGGGAAGCAUUAGAUUGGGCAGUGUGCUCAGCCUCCUUUAUUAGAAAUACACUGAACUUUUACCUUUAAAAUAUCUGUACUCUUCUUUAGCCAGCAAUCCCAUCUUCAUGAUAGCUCUCACCCUUCCUAAAACAUCUCUGUAGUUAUUUGGAGGAACCCUCAUGAUAAUAUAUCACAUGUGCUUCUGCUGUGUCUUUUGCUAGUUGCUUUGUGAAGACACUGCCCCUCCUAAGAUGACUGCCACCCACAGGUGACCCACUUGAUUCUCAGCCAAAAUUUCAUGGGAAUAAAAGAAGAUGCCCUUUACCCAAUUUGGUGUGGCAUUUGGUCACCCGGACCCAGAAGAUUCUCUACUUUUAUUUAAAGUUUUCCCACGGUUUGUAUAAACAUAGUAACUUCACCUGCUAUGAAAAACCAAGCCCCUAGGGAGGCAGAGGCCAUCCCCUUCCUUCCAUUGUCCUUACCUAAGAGGAUCUCCUGUUACAGUUUUUUCCUCUCAAAAUUUGUAUCUUCUAAUUCCUUGUUUUAAGAUUAUUUGUUUGUUACUGGCAUUCCUUCUAGUACUGAUAGCCGACGGGUAACAUAGAAGACAAAGCCCAAUCUUGCUUUUUUAUGAACUUGAGCAUUGUUUUAAUCCCUGAGAAGUUGAUCAUUUUAGUUUGGUGCCAUAGACUUUACCUUCCUGCAGCAAACAUUUGUCACAUUUGGUGGUCCACUAUCUGGCUCUUCCCUCUUCCUAUUGGCACUGCCAUCAUUCUUUUGAGAAAAUUCCCAGUUGACUAAAGUUUUAACGAGAAAGAAAUUCCAACUUUCUCCGGUGGCAGAUUCUUCUUCAGUUCAGUCUUGGCACAGUCAGCUUCCUAAAUUCAAGCAGACAUUCAUUCCUGAGAUGCUGAUUCAGUGGUUGAAGUCAGACUAAUCUUGGGGUGGGGGCAGACUAGAGGUCAGACUCUUCCUGUAGCAUGACCUUGGCUGCAGUUUUGCCUGCUUCUCCCCCAGAGGACCCCUAAUUCCCAUUCAUUUUCCUAGCUCAGUCCUCCAGUCUCCCAUUUAUUACGUCACUUCCCAGUAUCUUCCCAGUAAAUUCCCAUCUGCUCUAGAUACCCUAGAUUGGAGAAAUCAAAACCACAUAGAUUUUGGAUUGAACGUAUCCCCACAAAAGAUAUGAAGUCCUAACCCCCAGUACCUAUGAAUGUGACCUUAUUUAAAAACGGUCUUUGGAGUAAUCAAGAUAAGGUGAAGUUGUACUGGAGUAGCGUGGGCCCUUAAUCCAGUAUGAAUUGUGUCCUUAGAGAAGAGGAGAGACAGACACACACAAGGAAAGAAUACCGUGUGAAGACACAGAGACAUGAGACAAGAGUGUCUUUGGAAGUGCUACAGCCUCAAGCCAGGGACAGCCAAGGACAGCUGACAAAUCACCAAAGAUAGGAAGAGCCACGGAAGGCUUCCCCCCUCGAGGUUUCAGAGGGAGCGUGGCCCUGGCAACAUCUUGAUUUCAGACUCCUGGGCCUCAGAAUUAUGGUGUAUACUGAGGUCUGUUUAAAGCCCCCAGUUGGUGGUACUUUGUAACAGCCUAGAAAAUAUAUAAUUUCAAUUCUCACGAAUGACAAUUAUGUACCAUUGGUUAUGCUAUUCCCUCAAGAAACUCAUUAUAUAUCCAUAACACAGAAAUACUUUCCUAGAAAACUGGUCAUAUAAUGUUUUUCACCUGCCCAACCCCAAAUUUUGCAUACAAUAAACCUAUAAAUAAGAAUCCAAUUAAAACAUGCAAAUGAACAGCAAGCAUUGGGCAGAGUGGGAUUACCCUAAGAACUUAAGUAUUUUCUGUCUUACCCUCUUCUCCCCAAUACUUUUCUCAUCUUGUUAUCCACUCAUGAAUAAAAUGUCCCUCAUACCAUCAACCAGGACACUUUCU